GAGAGGGCGAGACGGCAUGAUGGCAGCACCUUGCGGCAAACAGUAUUUUCUAACACAAAGCCUUUCCCUCUGGCUGCUGGCUCUGGUUUUCACCGUGACAUGGCGCUUUUCUGUUCAAGAGAGCUACCCUCCGAUUCACCUCGAAGGGGAGGUUGGUGGAAAUGUGACCAUUCACUGCCCCUUUGAAAGUCAUAGAACGAUUAAAUUCUUCUACUUUCAGAGGGGCGAAACUUUUGUGAACGGCUACUAUGAAUCAAGAAAUAUAACCGACACGCAAGGCGUCCAGACAUGGGAGAACACCAGAGUGGAUCACGGCAACACAACUGUGCACAUGACCAAUUUGAACAUGUCACAUAUGGGUACCUAUAGGUGCCAUAUCAUGUACACUAACAGCCAGAGUACCUUUGACAGAGACGUAGACCUCAGGAUCACAGGCAAAUACAGUAAACCCGAGGUCACAGUGAAAUGCACUGAUGUCUUUAGCUGCCUGGUGAUGUGCUCCUCACAUGGCGGCUACCCGAAAGCUAGCAUGAUGUUGAACGUUCCAGACAGUCAAGUGAUGAAGGUUGUGAACAGCAGUGAAAUGCCCGAUCCACACACCAUGACGUUCAACAGCUCCAGCUCUGCAACCUUUAACUGCUCCGGUGGAGAGCUGACGUCCCUCAGCUGCUCUGUGGGCGAAGUCACCUCAGACAUGUUCUCAGUCUGUGUACUCAAGGAUCCACCUGACCCAACUGUCACACCUGACACGAGUCACUACGUGAUAGUAACAGCCAUCUGCGCAGUGGCGGUUUUCAGCAUUAUGAUGGCAUCCCUGCUGUGGUGGCAAUGCAGGAAAGGAAAUACAGGAGCAGCGUCAGUAGAUGUGAGGCUAGAGUGGGGAGUAGACGGACAAGACGAGGAGGCGGCACAACUCAGUGAAAAAAACGGAGGGGAAGAGGCCUCUUGAGUGCUGCGCCGGUGAGGAAGAUUAUCCGAUUUCUGCUCGGACACAAGAUCUCGUUCUAGAAUCUAGAACUAAAACUCUAUGUCACUCAAGUGUAUGUUACAUUUGUGACUGACUGGCUUUAAGGAGGAAAAGCCGGUGACCACAUGAGUCAGUUAUUGACGAGAGACCGCGUGCUGUGUACAUUUCACUGGCACUUGUGACUACUUAGCAUUUUAAGGAAGUACUCAUCAUCAGUAUCAUUUUACGGGUACAGAACGUCAGCCAACUGAGAAUAACUUACUUCUCAAAAAAGGACUUUUCCAGCGGUUAGUAGUGAGAUUGUUGUCGUAUACUGGAAAACAGUCUCCGAGGGAAACACUUCCCCCGCACUCCGAAGAGCAAAAUCAAAAGCACAAAAGGCUGUAUUCAAAGUUUGAUGAAAUAUGGAUUUUAUUGUUGACACUGAUCUCUAUGUGGAGAAGUGGGAUCUGUUACACUCGCUACAAGUGUCAGUUCAGGAGUCUGUUUCAUCAUUUCAGGCGCAGUUGUUGCACUUUAGAAUUCCCCAUUGCAUUUUUCUCUGUAUAGCCCAGUCUACAAUAUCCUGUUGUUAUGAGUGUUUGGCUUUGUGGACUUUUUUUUUUUUUGGUUUUAAUGUAAGGCCAGUCAAUGUUAGUUUAAAGUGAUCGUAAGGUUCUUUAGUUCCCUAAUUUGUGUCCAGGGUUUUACUCUUAUUUAGCUUUGCCUUUCAGAAAUGACCUGUAACAGAAGCUGUGAAAAUGUGGAUGUCAUAAUCCCCAUUGAAUGUGAACUGGUGCAUUUUGCUGUUUGAGUUUUCUGCUAUAGAUUCCAGUAUUUCAGGAUUCCCCCUGUAAGGUGCAAUAUUGAAUACAAAGGGAAAGGCUUUUUCUUUUUUUAAUUAAAUUGCUCUCGCCCAGCUCUAUUUUUUUCCUCAGGUGACUGUUCUCGUGCACAAUAACCAUUUUGUAUGCUGUUUUGCUACGUAUUUAUUUUAUUUUAUAUUCUUCUUUCUCAAUAUUAAACUGCAUCUCAUAUGCUGUUUACAGUGUUUUGGGUGAGGAGACCUCUAUUACUCCUCCUUCCUCAGAAUUACCACACAAAUGGCUGCUUUCACUUCCUAAAUCUGAGCCAAACACUCCUCUCGGAUGGCUGUUGUAGCUUUCUCUUGUUUGUUUGUCACAUAACUUAACAAUUAUGUCCGUUGCUCAUUUUUCUUUGUUACUGACACAAUCAAUUAAAAUGUUGUU
Molecule: messenger RNA, 2196 nt
Organism: Chelmon rostratus (copperband butterflyfish)
Lineage: Eukaryota; Metazoa; Chordata; Actinopteri; Chaetodontiformes; Chaetodontidae
Exons: 8
Coding region: 17-949 (310 amino acids)
Biological process (GO): cellular response to lipopolysaccharide; negative regulation of T cell proliferation; cell surface receptor signaling pathway
Cellular component (GO): external side of plasma membrane
Source: RefSeq, a predicted model, not a curated record